AUGGAUGUCGGCGAGUUACUGUCUUUUCAGCCUGACAGACCCACUGGCAUCAAGAGAAAGCCAGGAGAGUAUGGUAAUGAGGAAUCGCUUAAUGGGGACAGACGGAAAAGGAGAGGAGGUGGAGGGGCGGGCUUUGGUGCAGCGCCCUCUGGUGAGGAUAGAGGGGGAAUCAGUGAGGAACAAAGGGAGAAAAUCCUAAAAAUGGUGGAAGAAGAACCAGAAACAGAACCAAUGGAUGAAACAACUCUGAAGAAAAUGCUGCUUCAGUUUGAGAAACGUGUUUAUAAAAAUCAGGAGAUGAGAGUGAAGUUUCCAGAUUUGCCAGAAAAAUUUAUGGAGUCCGAGGUAGAACUACACGAUAUGAUUCAGGAGUUGCAUGUGAUAGCCACUGCUCCUGAGCUGUACCAUGUACUGGUGGAGCUGAACACUGUCCAGUCACUUCUCCAGCUCCUCACUCACGACAACACAGAUAUAGCCUUGGCUGUGGUAGAUUUAUUACAGGAACUCACGGAUGUGGACACUCUGAACGAGAGCGAGGAGGGGGCAGAGAGCUUAAUCGACACCCUGUUGGAAGGUCAGAUUGUGGCAGUUUUAGUACAGAAUCUUGAGAGGCUUGAUGAAACAGUGAAAGAAGAAGCAGAUGGGGUUCACAGCAGUUUGGGUAUCAUAGAGAACAUAACAGAGUUCCGUCCAGAUAUCAGCUCAGAGGCUGCACAGCAGGGACUGAUGGUCUGGUUACUGAAGAGGAUCAAGGCCAAGAUGCCAUUUGAUGGCAACAAACUUUAUGUUAGUGAGAUCCUCUCCAUUUUACUACAGAGUAAUGAUGAAAAUCGUCAAUUAUUGGGUGACUCAGAUGGUAUAGAUGUCUUGCUUCAGCAGUUAGCUUCGUACAAGAGGCACGACCCUGUUUCAAGAGAGGAAAUUGAAAUGAUGGAAAACCUUUUUAACUGUCUUUGUUCAGCACUGAUGUUGCCUGGCAACAGAAAUAAAUUCUUACGCGGGGAAGGGCUUCAACUUAUGAAUCUCAUGUUGAGAGAAAAGAAGAUGUCACGUAACUGUGGUAUCAAGGUCCUGGAUCAUGCCAUGGCAGGAGCAGAAGGGGCAGAUAACUGCACUAAGUUUGUAGACAUUCUAGGUCUUCGAAGUGUUUUUCCAUUAUUCAUGAAGACACCAAAGAGAAACAAAGCUGGUCCAGGAAUGGAGGAGCUUGAAGAGCAUAUUAGCUCAGUCAUUGCCUCCUUGUUGAGAAACUGUCAAGGAACUCAGAGACAGAGGCUUGUGAAUAAAUUUACAGAAAAUGACCAUGAAAAGGUGGAGAGAUUAUUGGAGCUGCAUUUCAAAUACCUGGAGAAAGUCAGAGCAGUUGAUGACCAUAUUGAACAAGAGAAAAAUAGGCUCCUACGUAACUCUGAGGAGAUUGAUGAAGAAGUGGAGGACAGGUUUUAUAUGCAGAGAUUGGACGCUGGCCUCUUCACAUUACAGCUGGUUGAUUACAUCAUGUUAGAAAUAUGUGCAACGGGUCCAGCUUCUGUGAAGCAGAGGGUGAUGAGGAUUCUGAAUAUGAGAGGAGGAUCCGUCAAAACUAUACGUAACAUCAUGAGAGAAUAUGCGGGUAACAUAGGAGACGCUAAAGAUGCUGAGGCUCGUGAAGCUGAACAGAACAGAGUUUUGCAGCUGGUGGAUAAAUUUUAGCAGAUCAUGCCUGAGGUUAAUGGCAUUGACCAGGAUGCUGUGUUGCACAGAAGUCACUGUGUUAUAAAGAAGUCACUGCAGAGGGAGGUUUUAGAGGCUGAACCUGAUAUGGUUCUGUACAGAACGUGAGACUCUGGGAUGAAAAUGCUAGGAAAGUCCUGGGCAGGAUUUCACAUACUGAGCUAAGACCUGGAUGUGUCAAGUAAAGAUGUGCUACUUCCAG
This is a messenger RNA of Liolophura sinensis, 1915 nucleotides long. Its product is annotated as beta-catenin-like protein 1. The record is from RefSeq and is a predicted model, not a curated record. Gene Ontology annotation, molecular function: protein binding. The transcript is spliced from 16 exons. Gene Ontology annotation, cellular component: spliceosomal complex. The coding region runs from base 1 to 1692 and encodes 563 amino acids. Lineage: Eukaryota; Metazoa; Mollusca; Polyplacophora; Chitonida; Chitonidae.